Messenger RNA from Arabidopsis arenosa, 1558 nucleotides. Lineage: Eukaryota; Viridiplantae; Streptophyta; Magnoliopsida; Brassicales; Brassicaceae. The record is from the annotation of a GenBank genome assembly.
AUUAACCGGUUUCUCAGCACUCAAAUUCAAAUCUCAACACAAUGGAGAAAGGUGAGGAUUCAAGCACAUUCAAAAUGGGGAACUCUGCACAAGAGAGGAGUUUACCGUAUGUACCCGAUUGUUACGUUGUCCCGCCUUCUUGCGAACCAUGUGACUCAAAUUCCGAAAUCUUACCCACUAUCGAUGUUUCUCGGCUGAAAGGUGGAGAUGAUGAACGUCGAGGGGUUAUUCGAGAGCUAAGUUUGGCAUGUCAGCAUCUUGGUUUUUUUCAAAUAGUGAACCAUGGAAUCAACCAGAACAUACUAGACGACGCCUUGGAGGUUGCAAGACGCUUUUUCGAGCUGCCAGCGAAGGAGAAGAAGAAGUUUAUGUCAAACGAUGUGUAUGCACCGGUUCGGUACAGUACGAGUCUCAAGGAUGGUUUGGACAAUAUCCAAUUCUGGAGGAUUUUUCUAAAGCACUAUGCACAUCCUCUUCAUCGUUGGAUUCAUCUUUGGCCUGAGAAUCCACCCGGAUACAGGGAAAAAAUGGGAAAGUUCUGCGAGGAAGUGAAGGAACUAUCAAUAGAGAUAAUGGGAGCAAUAACGGAGAGCCUCGGGCUAGGGAGAGACUACCUGUCGUCUCGGAUGGACGAAAACGGCAUGCAAGUCAUGACCGUUAACUGCUAUCCAGCGUGUCCGGACCCUGAGACUGCGCUAGGCCUGCCGCCGCAUUCAGACUAUAGUUGCAUCACCAUCCUUCUACAGAACUUGGCCGGUCUCAAGAUCUUCGAUCCAUUGGCUCACGGUGGCUCUGGCCGCUGGGUUGCUGUCCCAGAAGUCACAGGUGUACUUAAGGUCCAUAUUGGUGACCAUGUGGAAGUGCUAAGCAAUGGAUUAUACAAGAGCAUCGUUCAUAAAGUCACAUUGAAUGAAGAGAAUACGAGAAUCUCUCUCGCGAGCUUGCAUAGCUUGGGUAUGGACGAUAAGAUGAGUGUCCCGUGUGAAUUGGUUAACGAUAAAAAUCCGGUUCGGUAUAAAGAGAGCAGCUUUAACGAUUUCCUUGAUUUUCUAGUCAAGAAUGACAUUUCCCAAGGGGAUAGAUCCGCGAGCUGGAACCGUGUGACGGAGGAUUACUCGGUGCCUUGGUCCGCACCAAAGGGAUUAUGGAAGGGCUUAGACGAAGACGAGCCGGCUCCAUACGAUCCCAUCGGCCAAGAGGUGACCAAGAAAGAGAAGUCACGUACCAAGUUUGCUGAAAACGCCGUUCACAUAAUCCCUUUUGUCCUUCUUGCUUGUGCUCUCGUCCUUUGGUUCUUCUCUAAUCCAGAUGUAGAUGUUGGGGUGAAAGGGGAAUCCAUUGCGGCUAGGAUUGAAGGAUUAACGAUCGAAGGAGACAUUGACAAUGACAACGACGGAACUCAGACCGGAUUCUUAGGAGCCGCAACAGAGGUCGGACAUUCAGAAAAUAAACUAAAACGCGACGUUAAUAAACGCAAUCGGAGGAUACAAGCUUCAAGGAAAGUGAUGAAAGGUUUUUAUUAAUUCUUUUUUUUGUUUGAUAAAUAUUUAUGAGAUUU